UUCCUCCUCUGCAGAAUCAGGGUAUUGCUCAUGAUUUGGUUUUCCAGCUCUUGUGCUCAAUGAGUCCCUGAGGCCAAUCAUGACAUCUUUGUAAGGGACAAGGAAAAACCGUAGACGAUUAAUAGUGCAAUCCCUGACCAGAGCUCACAUGAGAAAGCAAGAAGCUCCUGCGUAGUCAGGGUGCGUGCAUGCACACACACACACACACACAGAGCCACAGCAGUAGGGAGGAUGGUGGCGGUGGUGAGGGGAUGGACUCCACUCCUGCUCGAUCAGCAUCAGAGGCCCUCUUCUUCAGGUCCUGAAGAAAUGAAAGGUUCCGUUAUGGAGCGACUUCAUGGGAAAGUCAUCAUCCUCACAGCCGCUGCUCAGGGGAUCGGCCGGGCGGCUGCCUUAGCUUUUGCAAGAGAAGGUGCCAAAGUCAUAGCCACAGAUAUCAAUGAGUCCAAACUGCAGGAACUGGAAAAGUACCCAGGUAUUCAAACGCGGGCUCUUGAUGUCACGAAGAAAAAACAAAUUGAUCAGUUUGCCAAAGAAGUUGAGAAACUUGAUGUUCUCUUUAAUGUUGCUGGGUUUGUCCACCAUGGAACCAUCCUGGACUGCGAAGAGAAGGACUGGGACUUCUCGAUGAACCUCAAUGUCCGCAGCAUGUACCUGAUGAUCAAGGCAUUUCUUCCCAAAAUGCUUGCUCAGAAAUCUGGCAACAUUAUCAACAUGUCCUCUGUGGCUUCCAGCAUCAAAGGAGUGGUGAACAGAUGUGUGUACAGCACAACCAAGGCAGCCGUGAUUGGCCUCACCAAGGCCGUGGCUGCAGACUUCAUCCAGCAGGGCAUCAGGUGCAACUGCGUGUGUCCAGGAACAGUUGAUACCCCAUCUCUACAAGAAAGAAUACAAGCCAGGCCAAAUCCUGAAGCGGCACUGAGUGAUUUUCUGAAGAGACAGAAGACUGGAAGAUUUGCAACUGCAGAAGAAAUAGCCCUGCUUUGUGUGUAUUUGGCUUCUGAUGAAUCUGCCUACAUGACAGGCAAUCCUGUCAUCAUCGAUGGAGGCUGGAGCUUGUGAUUUCAGGAUCUCCUCACUGGGAAGGCAGGCCCUUCCUACCCACGGUGAAGCUGGUUGUGCAGAAAACUCACCAUUAUGUCCUUCUUGUUAAUCAUAUAGGAAUGAAAACAAGCCCUUUCUAAUGAUGUCAUGGCUCACAAGUCCAGUUCUUUAAAUAUAUUAAUCUCUUUCUAAUCUCCUCUACAAUCAUUGUAGAUGACCUAAAAGAUAAUGAACUCACUGCAAAUGGGUAGUUUUAAAAAUAAACUGCAAGUUAUAAGCAUAUAACAUAAAAUGUCACUAUGAAGGAAAAGGAGGGUUUUUUUAAAAAAGGUAUUCAUUUCUAUUUUACCUCUAUUUCCCAAUAUUCAAGUAUUUUAUACAGUUUUGCAUUUGUUAGUAUAUGGGAACUAAGUUUAAAAUCUUAUACCUUUGUAAAUGAAUACCAAGGGUAAGAAGUAGUUUGACUUCAAUAACUUACAUUAAAAGGAGUUUAGUCAGAACUAUUGUGAUCUGUUACAUAAAACAAAAAUAAUGAGCAGGUAUUUAUACUUACCGGAUAUCAUCACUUACAGUUAAGUACUGUUUUCUUACAAUUUAACUUCUUGCUCUAACUAAAAAAUCCUUAUUAAAAUAAGCAACGAUAUAUAUUUUUUUAUUUUAUUUUAAUCAUUGUUCAAGUACAGUUUUCUCCCUUUUACUCCCAAUCCAGCCCACCCACCAACCCUCCCCUCUUCCCUCCCAUU
This is a messenger RNA of Phyllostomus hastatus (greater spear-nosed bat), 1787 nucleotides long. RefSeq names its product 3-hydroxybutyrate dehydrogenase 2 (gene BDH2). The coding region runs from base 232 to 1062 and encodes 276 amino acids. The transcript has 10 exons. Gene Ontology annotation, molecular function: 3-hydroxybutyrate dehydrogenase activity. Lineage: Eukaryota; Metazoa; Chordata; Mammalia; Chiroptera; Phyllostomidae. Gene Ontology annotation, cellular component: cytoplasm. Gene Ontology annotation, biological process: siderophore biosynthetic process. The record is from RefSeq and is a predicted model, not a curated record.